UCCAUUGUCUCUAGUAGAGGCACUGCCGUAGACGACAGGCAUAGUAACAAUAUGGCGUCGACGAGCCGUAGCGAUUCCUCUCUACCUAAGGUGCAAUGCCCAAAUCACCCGGAUGCACUGCUGGUGGAGGACUACAGAGCAGGAGACAUGAUCUGUCCCGAGUGUGGCCUUGUAGUAGGUGACCGUGUAAUUGAUGUAGGGUCAGAGUGGAGAACAUUCUCCAAUGAGAAGGCAACUAAAGACCCUUCUCGUGUUGGUGAUGCUCAGAACCCUCUCCUCAACGGAGGAGACCUCACCACCAUGAUCAGCAAGGGAACAGGUGCAGCGAGUUUUGAUGAGUUUGGAAACUCCAAAUACCAGAAUCGUAGAACCAUGAGCAGCUCUGAUCGAGCCAUGCUGAAUGCCUUUAAGGAAAUCACCACCAUGGCUGACAGGAUCAACCUUCCCAGAAACAUCAUAGACCGAACAAACAACUUGUUUAAACAAGUAUACGAACAGAAGAGUCUGAAGGGCAGAAGUAAUGAUGCAAUAGCAUCCGCUUGCCUCUACAUAGCAUGCAGACAGGAAGGUGUCCCUAGAACAUUUAAAGAAAUCUGCGCUGUCUCUCGGAUCUCCAAGAAAGAGAUUGGUCGUUGUUUCAAGCUGAUCCUGAAGGCUCUAGAGACAAGUGUGGACCUCAUUACAACCGGAGACUUCAUGUCACGGUUCUGCUCCAACUUGGGUUUGCCCAAACAGGUGCAGAUGGCGGCCACCUACAUCGCCAGGAAGGCAGUGGAACUAGACUUGGUUCCAGGGCGCAGUCCCAUCUCUGUGGCAGCCGCGGCUAUUUAUAUGGCAUCUCAAGCAUCCGCUGAGAAGAAGACACAGAAGGAAAUUGGGGACAUCGCCGGAGUGGCAGACGUAACCAUUCGUCAGUCAUACAGACUCAUUUACCCCCGUGCUGCCGAUCUCUUUCCUCCCGACUUCAAAUUCGACACACCGGUGGAUAAACUGCCUCAGCUGUGAACGCAUGUGUGCUCACUUCUUUUUGUACUUGUAGAAUUUUUGCCCUUCUCUCUUUAAAAUGUUUUCCCUGUGAAGAGACGAGCCUUUUGAAAAGAUGACGGCAGGGAUUCGACAGAGUACUGAGACACAUUCCAAGGUUUAACACAGACUGCAGCCUGUACUUUCAUUUGUGUAUAUAAACUGUACAUAUGUCUAAGUGAGAAUUUGUUUGGUGGUUGCAUCUAGGCAUAUUUCUUACUGUAAACAUUUUCUUUUGUAGGAAAUUAUUUUGUUAGCUUUUUGCCUUCUAUUUAGUAAUUUAAAUAAAUGCUUUUCAGGAAAGCAUGUUGAAAAUCCCAAGAACGUUUAGAAAUACCUUGAACUUUGAAUAAGCAUGAAGUGAGUUGCUCAAUGAAUGGUUUUAUUAUUUCUCCUCUUUAAUUUUGUGAGGGUACAUGGUAUAAAGCAGAGGUUUCUGUUUGUGAUUCUGUUCCUGUACUCGGCUCAAUUAUAAACGUCACAAUCUUUUGAAGAGACAAUAAAUAAUUUACAACACAA
Molecule: messenger RNA, 1542 nt
Organism: Triplophysa rosa
Lineage: Eukaryota; Metazoa; Chordata; Actinopteri; Cypriniformes; Nemacheilidae
Gene: gtf2b
Product: general transcription factor IIB
Exons: 7
Coding region: 52-1005 (317 amino acids)
Biological process (GO): transcription initiation at RNA polymerase II promoter; transcription preinitiation complex assembly
Cellular component (GO): transcription preinitiation complex; nucleus
Molecular function (GO): RNA polymerase II general transcription initiation factor activity; TBP-class protein binding
Source: RefSeq, a predicted model, not a curated record